GCGCUAGCAUGGACGUUUCCAAUUUCGCCGCCCUCAAGAAAAAACUGGCCAAGGAGCCAAAGAAGAAGAAAGAGACGGGGUUUCAAAAACCCGUCGAUGAAUUCUUCAAGAAUGAUGGGGCGUCUCAAGUCCCGGAGGGGGAGGGUCCCUCCAAAGCAGUUGAUUCCGGUGCUGGUGCCGGGGGCUCCAAGGGUGAGGAGCUCAAGAGGAAGAACUCUGGGAAGGGUGUCGCUCCCCCGGAGAACAAGAAGCAGAAGAAGGGGGCCCUCGGAAAAAAGGAUGCCCCCAUUGUGAUAGUCGAGGAGCAACCAUCCUCGAACCUCCCGACGGAUACUCCCCCUCGUUCUCCUCCUUCUCCUGUUGAUGAAGGCCUUCGGCCGGCGGAGAUCGUUCAAUUCCCCAUCAAGUCGGGGACCUCCGUUAUGCAUGGCACUCUACAUCCCGUUGGGUUCAUGCGAGGGGUGAUGUCCUCGAAGGACAGGUCUGUGCUCGCUAGGCUCGAGGAUGACAUCCUCGACUACAAAGUGGCCAGCUAUAGCACUAUGGCUGCUUUGGCCGCUUCGGAGCAGGCCCGGAGGGUUGAGCAGUUGAGAAUCGCCAAGUGCCAGGCGGAUGAGGCCUUGAAGAAAUCCGACGAGGAGAAGGCGGCCCUCCGAAGGAAGCUUGCCGAUGCAGAGAAGGCCCUCCGGUUGGAGAUCGAGGGCAUGAAGCAAAGGCUGGAGGAUGCUGAAGCCAAGGGGAAGGCUACCGCUGAGGAAGCCGCCGCGGCUGCCGCCAAGAUUACUGCCGAAGCUGCCGAGAGUGCUAAGGCCGAAGCGGUGGCCGAUGCUAAGAAGAGAGCAGUCGAGGCCUUCCUCGCCGGGGGCUGGAUGGUGGCCGACCACGAGGGGUGGGUGGCCUCGGUGGUGGAGCAGAAGGUUGACUCCUGGGUGAGAGGCCCCGGUGCUGAAUGGCUUGCCCGAAAGGGCAAAGACUAUUAUGACGGUGGUGAAUUCUUCACCCAGAAGAUGAUCUACCGGAGGCUGGCCCGACAUUUGAAAAUCGACCCGAAAGAAUUUGAUCCGGCAGCAUACGGCCUCCCCCCAUUGCAGCCAGAUGUCCGGGUUCCUCUGCCCGAAGGUGAAGAGAGGCCGGAUCUCGAGGACUCCGAGCUUAUGGGCGAGGGAGACAACGAAGAAGCCGAAGAUGAUGCGGCCUCCAAACCGAAAGAAGAUGUCGCCCAAGAGGCAGAGGCUUAGAAUUUUCCAUAUGUAAACAUUCGUAAUAGUAGGAUUCGGCUUCGGCCCACUAUAUUUGUAAACAAACAUCUUCCGUACUUGUGUAUUUCGGUGAUGAAUGUUUUGCCUUCGGC
This is a messenger RNA of Cuscuta epithymum, 1351 nucleotides long. The record is from the annotation of a GenBank genome assembly. Lineage: Eukaryota; Viridiplantae; Streptophyta; Magnoliopsida; Solanales; Convolvulaceae.